Molecule: messenger RNA, 1206 nt
Organism: Toxorhynchites rutilus septentrionalis
Lineage: Eukaryota; Metazoa; Arthropoda; Insecta; Diptera; Culicidae
Exons: 2
Coding region: 1-1206 (401 amino acids)
Source: RefSeq, a predicted model, not a curated record
AUGGAGUUCGAUGGAAUCACUGCCAGCUCUCCUGGCGAUGUCGCUAAUCUGUCUGCGAGCUUCUUCCAGACAGUGUACCACUCAACUUCACCGCCCCUGCACGCUGCAAGUUUCGAUCGCAUCCAGGAGCACAACCUGAAUUUGCCAACGUUGAAUUUCCCUCCUGAUGAAGUCUUGAAAGCCUUGCAUGGUCAAGAUGCAUCAAAAGGGCCUGGAGUCGAUGGCAUUCCUCCAUCUCUGCUGAAACACUGUGCUCACUCGCUCGCUUUUCCCGUCUCUUGCAUAUUCAACCUACCAAUUCACAAAGCGGGUAAUCGGAAUCACGUGAAGAACUGCUGUGGAAUAUCCCUUCCCUGCUGCACCAGUAAAGUCUUCGAAAAGUUAGUGCACAACGCUUUGUACAAUGUGGUGCAUCCACUCAUAUCGGAGUUCCAGCAUGGUUUCGUCCAGCAUCGGUCCACAACAACGAAUUUGCUUUGCUACACAAAUACAUUGUUUCGUGAAGUCGAAGCCCGUCAGCAGAUCGACUCCAUCGACCGGUCGCCAAUUCUUCGUGUCGAUCAGCUCAGCACAGUCAGCAGUCUUCUGAGUGCAGCAGUUCUGUUCGUCAACGAUCUGUGCCCCCGUAUUUCAUCAUACAAACCAAUGUUCGCUGAAGACCUGAAAAUGUAUCGAGUAGUCAGGACAACGCUCGACUGCCUCGUACUCCAAAAAGACUUUGACGAAAUGUUAUUGUGGUGCAACGUAAACGACAUGAGAGCAAACGUGGAAAAAUGCAAGGCGAUUCAAUUCACCCGUAGGAUCGCCGCCGCAAAACAUCAGUACCACAUUGGGUCUGUGCCACAGGAGCUUGUUUUGCGCUUUAGUCCGAAGCAUCCUGGAAUACGCUGCACCUGUGUGGGCAAUGUGCCACACCACUCAUCGCUGAUCAUCAGAAUCGAACGUAUUCAGAAGUGUUUUAUUCGAUUUGCCUUGCGGAAUCUACUUAGGAACGACCCUUCUAACCUGCCUGAUUAUUCCGCACGCUGCAUGUUGAUCGGUAUGGAAACACUACGUGCGAGACGCACUCUCACUCUGCAACUCAUGAUCUUUGACCUACUGCGCAACAACAUUGACUGUCCCCAAUGUGAUGUCCUACCACUUCCAGCUCAGUUCUCCAACUCCAUACUCAACAGUGUUCCCGAAAUAACGUUUGUUGUUUUAUAG